Angiostrongylus costaricensis is the source of this 819-nucleotide messenger RNA. NCBI's taxonomy places the organism in Eukaryota, Metazoa, Nematoda, Chromadorea, Rhabditida, Metastrongylidae. The record is from the annotation of a GenBank genome assembly.
AUGGUGGAAUACGCUGUUCUACAAUGUGCUACUGUGUUUUCGAUUGUCGCUGUUUUAACACUUUACAGCUAUCUGCCAUUCUUGUCGUAUCGCAUAUCGAUAAUACGAUCCUUGCUGCAAAGUGAGCUGACCGCAUUCUCCGAACUGGAAACAAAUGCCUUGAACGAAUUACAUCUCGAGGCAAAGAAGAGUCGUCUGUCUCGUCACGUCUAUGAUUACUGCGAAUGUCAGCACGCUAAUAACUGCCCACGUGGAAAACCAGGAAAACGAGGACAAGACGGUGUUGAUGGAAUACCUGGUGCGGAUGGUCCACCUGGGGUGCCAGGAGAACCUGGUGUACUACCCGAACUGCUGUAUCGCCAUGUGGACGGUUGCAUGAUCUGCCCAUAUGGACCUAAAGGAAAACCAGGCGCUGGAGGACCAAACGGUCCACAGGGUAAGCCUGGAUAUCCGGGUGUGAAUGGACGCACUGGAAUCCCAGGAAAACGUGGAAGUGCCGGUCAAAGUGGGCCACCUGGUCCCCGUGGACAAAGUGGCCGAAUUGGUCCAACGGGAAAACGAGGAAAUCCUGGAAGCAGGGGUCUCAAAGGACGUGACGGUGAACCAGGUAAAAUAGGUCCCAUGGGAAGUCCGGGAAAGCUGGGAACUCCAGGAAAGCCAGGUCAGAUGGGUCCACGAGGCCCUCAAGGACCAAAUGGAAGCAUAGGAAGAAGAGGCGAACUAGGAAAGCCAGGAAUGCCUGGACUGCCUGGACAUCGUGGACCACCGGGUCGAGAUGCCGAUUAUUGCGUCUGCCCAGACAGAACACCAAAGGGAUAA